ACCACCCCCAUCCAGUAGUACCACCACCAUUACACUGUUCCCCCCCCCCACCUAAUCAACCGUACCUUGACUCAGGCCGUUACCUUAACAUUGUCAAGACAUGGAACAACGGCGAAAGACCUGUGCAGAACUUUUCGAGGAAUGUGAUUUGUCACAUCUGAUAACAGAGAAAUCCAAGACCAAGAAGGUACUGGACAGUGUCCGAAAUAGUGUCCAGUAUAUUCUCAAAUGCUUGUUUCAUUUCAUCACCUGCGGCUGUUGCUAUGCUGACAACAAGCAGUUUGGUUUCAUAGGAAAUCUUUAUGACCACGAGCCGUCAGAGAUGGAGAAGCAGGCCCUUGUGAAUCUGUUGCGCUAUUUGGAGACAGAGGAAACUUUGACCAUCGAGUUCCCACAUUUGAUCUCAUUACGUAUUCUCAUCUACUCGGAUAAUAUUGAACUACAAUUAUCAGCGGCCCUUUUUUAUUUGGAGAUUAGCGAAAGAAUUGAUGACUGCCCAACAAGUGUCACCCUGUCACCUCUCAUAGACUUAUUGCGGACGAAAGAUGACCGACUCAACAGAAUCACAACACAGGCUCUAAGUAACUUCUUGAUGAGAAUGCCAGCUUGCAAGGCUGAAGUGUACCCCUGCCAACCAAUACCAGCUUUGAUUCCUUUAUUGGAAUCAAAGAACCAUGACACUCUCUGUAACACAAUUGCAAUUCUAACCAUCUUGACUAUUACUAACAACUGUAGACUGGAGAUUCUUGCUGAAGAUGGUGUGAAGCCCCUACUUAAGACGCUGCAUCAUAAAGACCUGCGAGUGAUCCGAAAUGCAGUUGGCCUCAUCUACAACCUAACACAGCUGGCUGCCAGCCGAGACGAGAUUGUUCGGGAGGGUGGGGUAGCCCUGUUGAUUUCCGUUCUCCAAGACUGCGGGGACAACGAUGUCCGCUACUAUUGCUUCGGUGCCAUGGGUAACAUUGCAGCCACCCCAGAGAAUAGACAGGUGCUCUUUGUGGCGGACAAGAAGCUUUUGAUGAACUAUUUAUUGGUUCACAAUCUUUCGUCAGAGUCUGAGAAGGUGACAGGACAAUGUCUUUUAACUCUUAGGAAUCUGGCAUCUGAUGCUCUCAACCAGGAGGAAUUAGCCAUGGGUGGAGCAAUUGAGAAAAUCCACAAGAUUAUCCAAUCAACGAAAAGCCAGGAAAUCCUCAGUCUGGCAUUGUGCUGCCUUCGUAACCUCUCAAACUUUGAAGCCAAUCAGGUCAAAUUUGUAUCAGAAGAAUUUCUCUCUGAUCUUGGUAAUAUUCUGCAUGACUCAACCAAUCCUGAUGCUCAACACAGUUCUGCCAGCAUCAUUAGAAACCUUGUUGAUGGAGAAUAUAUGAAGAUAAUAAAACUAAAAUGCCUGGCUAUACUAAUUGGUAUUUUGAUGGUUCCAAAAUGUAACAUCAAUGUUCUGGUUGAAGUAACAGGUUCAGUGUCAAUAUUAGCAGCAGAAGAGGAUGUCCGCUACCAUUUGGCCCAGACUAAGAAUGGUAAAGUGUUUCAAGCGCUGGUCAUGUUAGCUACCCAGUCAUCAAGCCCUGAACUCCAGUAUAACUGUGCUGGCACUCUCUGCCAAAUUCUUAUAGAAAAUAUCAUCACAGACACCCAGAAAGAGAGAAGUUUACCUUACAUCAUUCAAUAUCUUCAUGAUUUCUUGAGAUCAAAUGAUGCCAACUUCAUUCACCUUGCUCUCUGGACAAUCAAAAAGUUAACCAAAGAUGAAUUAUUUCUGCGUGCAUUCCAAGACAAAAGGAUAGAACAUGCAGUACAAAACGUCCUCUCUGUAAUGGCAGGAAAGGAAUCCGAAACAAUAGGGAAACUAGUUCCAGAAGUCCUAAGAAGGAUCAGAAUGGAAACUUUAACAUAAUCUCUCUAGACAGAUAAACAUCGCCUCACACGAACGACAAAACAAAAGGUGGAAUCAUGGAAUCAGUAAGAACCAAGAUGGUCUUUUAUGAUGGAAUUGUCUACAUUCUUUAGAUUAAAUGUAGGUAGGUCGAAUGAAGUAUCAAACAUCAACAACAAAAACAUACUCACCUUAGAUGUCUUAAUCCCUCAGCAUUCAAAUCCCUUUGUCACAUCUAACGCUUAUUUAUUCACAUUGCUUUGGAUUAAUCUUACAUUAUCUCAUAGUUUUGAGAUAACGAUGAUGUAAUUGUUUAUUUUUAAGAAUGACAUUGUAGGAUAGAUGUAAGAGGCCGGAUCCGGCUGAUGUGACUAGUUUAAUUGCUGAAGGGUUAAAACAGAUCAAUACCGUUGUUCUUAAUUGAUUUUACAAUAAUAUGAUAUCCCAUGAAUUAAGGGAUGGAUCAGAUUAUCAUCAUUAGCAUGUUACAUCAUACAAUGGAAAAAUAAUCACAGAUCAAUGCCAGUUAUAUCAUCAGAUUGAUUCUUUUCCUCAUUAAAUAUUGUACUUUGGUCAUAUAUAUAAUAUGCAUUAAUGCUAACACAUCAUAAGACAUAUCAUUGCUAUAUAUCUUUA
This is a messenger RNA of Octopus sinensis (East Asian common octopus), 2512 nucleotides long. Its product is annotated as vacuolar protein 8-like. Bases 101 to 1897 code for a protein of 598 amino acids. Gene Ontology annotation, biological process: nucleus-vacuole junction assembly. Gene Ontology annotation, molecular function: protein-membrane adaptor activity; protein binding. The transcript is spliced from 14 exons. Lineage: Eukaryota; Metazoa; Mollusca; Cephalopoda; Octopoda; Octopodidae. The record is from RefSeq and is a predicted model, not a curated record.